Molecule: messenger RNA, 2214 nt
Organism: Tilletiaria anomala UBC 951
Lineage: Eukaryota; Fungi; Basidiomycota; Exobasidiomycetes; Georgefischeriales; Tilletiariaceae
Product: FAD/NAD(P)-binding domain-containing protein
Exons: 3
Coding region: 79-2016 (645 amino acids)
Molecular function (GO): oxidoreductase activity
Source: RefSeq, a predicted model, not a curated record
CAUUGAGGCUCUACCGGCUACCUCAGCAACGCUGCAAGGCCGUCCAUCAGUCGCCCAAUCGCUCGUGAUCUCUGCGGGAUGCGCAUCGCGGUCGUCGGAUCAGGCGUCUCCGGCCUGAGCACAACGUGGCUGCUGAACGAGUACUCGGACCACGAGGUGCAUCUGUUCGAGGCGGAUGACCGUGUAGGCGGACACACCAACACGGUCCACUUUGACCCGCCGCAGCAUGCAUCUUCGCCCUUGUCUCUGACGAAGGUACCAGAUCAUCCCCAGGAUGCUGCCACUUCGGGCACCCCUUCGAGCCAGGCAAAGCCGAACCUCCAGUCUACGCCGGUCGACACUGGAUUCAUCGUCUUCAAUGAGGUGACCUACCCCAACUUCCUCCGCUUCUUGCGGUUGCAAGGCGUGGACAUCCUCGACUCAGACAUGAGCUUCUCUGUCUCCCGCUCGUCUGUGCCACGGCUGCCGCGCUCCUUCCCGCCCAUCCCAUCCUUCGGCUCUUCCUUGCCCACGAUAACAAAUGCCGGUCAGGCGGUGUGGGCGAAUCGCAAUAACCAACGGGGUGCUAGCGACGGUGACGACGACGAAGAUGCUCUUUUGCCCGAGCGCGGCGCAUUCGAGUGGGCCGGCGGGUCUCCUUCGGCGCUGUUCUGCCAAUUCACGAGCCUCUUCGACCCAUCGCAUUGGCGCAUGGUCUGGGAGAUUAUCCGCUUCAACCAUGAGGCCCUCGUCACCUUGCGUCUUGACUCGAACAAGAAACGACAAAAAGGGCAGACCGAGAGGGAAGAGAGCAUUUGCGAGUGGUUGGACGCUAGGGGAUACAGCGAUAGCUUUAGGAAGAACUAUCUCAUCCCCAUGACCGCCUGCAUCUGGUCCACACCACCCGGAACGGCUCUGCAGAUGUUCCCAGCGGUGACUCUUCUGCGCUUCAUGCACAACCACCAUCUCCUGCAGAUCCUGAACCGUCCACAAUGGCUCACCAUCCGUGGAGGCUCGAGCGAGUACAUCCAGCGCAUUCUGUCCAAACUGCCGCCAGGCAGGCUGCACACGGGCCAAUCUGGCGCAGUGCAGCCCGGGAGCGCAAAGAAGUUCAUGGAUGGAAAUACGAGGGAGUGGACAUUCGUCACUGCCGACGGUCAGGAGCAUCGAUUCGACAAGAUCGUUUUCGCGACUCAUGCGGACAUCAGCUUGGGAAUUUUAGAUGCAGCGCUGGACGGUGGCGAGCCGCUGCGUACAGCCUUGGAGCAGUUCAAGUUCAGUAAAAACAAGACCGUGCUGCACAGCGAUGAACGGCUCAUGCCUGUGCGGCGCGCAGCCUGGUCAGCAUGGAACUUUCUCGCCGAAGAGCAGGAUGGCGGCGUUGAUUUGGACCGCGUGACGCUAACAUACUGGAUGAACCUGCUGCAAUCGCUGCCGAGCGAGAAGCAUGGACCUGUACUUGUCACGCUCAACCCACCACCCGGCCCUUCGUACCCGGCGAAGCACCUGAUCGUCAGGGAGCAAGCGUAUGAGCACCCCAUCUACACGUCUGACUCGGUGCACUUCCAAGCAGAGGUGGAGAAGCUACAAGGCAGCAUGGGACUCUACUUUGCUGGCGCAUGGCUUAAGUACGGCUUCCACGAGGACGGCUUCUCAUCCGGUAUGCGCGCAGCCAUCGCACUGGGCGCCAAGGCGCCCUUUGAGCCGAUACCCGCCGAGCGGCCUGUGCCGCACCUGCUGCUCGCCACGGCGCUUGUCGCACUUGCCGAGCGCGCGCGCAGCAUCGCGACUGCCCUCUUUGCGUCGCCUGUCGUUUUCGGGCUGAUCGUCGCGAAUGUGCUGAUCGAGCUGGCGGUAAAUAUUGCCUUUGCUUUCACCACGAGCGCCGAUUCGAGGCAGAGCAGAAAAUGCCAGAUCAGGAACACUCUUAGGGAGAUCAGAAUCAGGUGGGAAGGGUCGCUCGGCCACGUCCCGAACGGCGACAAGCCGCCCUUAUGGCAUCCCGAGCGGGCCAUCAACGGAAAGGGUUCCCAUUAAUGGCGGCACAUGGGCACCUUGGCAGACAAGACUAUUCUAAAGCCGUCAAGACAGCAAAAGAGGCAUAUUGCAAUGGGCCGUGGAACAUCAGGGAGAGAAUGCUAUGUUACGGUUUCAGAAGCCGCGCGAUUAAACGAUCAAGCAGUACGAGUGUUGUAGAUCAGUUGCAAAACCUUUGUUCUGAAAUCCUCGAUGGCU